ACAUAAGGUAUACAAACAUUCAUACCUAAUUAUAAUGUGUGAUAGUGUAGGGAAGAGUGUGUGAAAUACUGCUGAGAAAAAUCUACGUCGGAGAGCAGCUUUAAAAAAAAAGCUAUGGGAAUGAAUCACAUCGUUUGUUCGGUGCAAAUAAGCCGUUAGUAUGUUUUUGCACUCCGGUGACACUUGUUGGAUUCUGUGCUCUCCUAAAAUAUAAUACAAUAAAAAUCUUUAAAAUGGACGAGGAACAAAUGUGGAAGGGGUUCUUUUUCAAACUGCAGGAACUUAAGAUGAAUCCACCCACAGAACACGAACACCAAUUACAAGAUGGUGAUGAUGGAUUCUUCGAAAAAUUUGGAUCCCUCUUACGGCAAAAGUCACAAAUAGAUGAGGGUGUUUUGAAAAGUUCUUUGGCUCCUUUUGCGGAAAAUGGCAGCGUGGAGACAGAAGAAUCCGACGAAAGUCCUGAUGGCUCCUCACAACUUGGCCAGGAUCCGGAAUGCAUCAGCAUCAAUACCUUUGCGACAGAUAGUGAACUGGCCUCGUCUCCUGAAUUUGAUAAUUUUCUGGACUCAACUCCUAUAAUGAAUGUCACAGAUCUGUAUGAAGAAAUUUUAUUUGAAAUUUACAACAACAUUGGCUGUGAAAACAACGAUCAGUGCACAAAUAGUUUGAUUGAAUUUGUGCAGGAUGCAUUCAAGAUUCCAAACGCAACGCAUUUGGAAAUUUGUGAGGCGGCGAGACUUAAAGAACCACCCAAUGUAAGGCUAAAUGUCGAAAUAAUAAAGGCCGAGAACUUAAUGUCCAAGGAUUCGAAUGGCCUAUCUGAUCCGUUUGUAACCCUCUACUUAGAAUCGAAUAGUUCCCAUCGAUAUAACUCAUCUGUAAAGCCUGCCACAUUAAAUCCUAUAUGGGAGGAGCACUUUUCACUGCCCAUUACCGAAAAUGCUCGAGACGAAGUUCUUAUCGUUGAAGUCUGGGAUUUUGAUGCAGCGGAAACGGUUAAAGAAAAAGUUAAUAAAAUACUCGAUGUCAAAGGAGUGAAGGGACUUAGUAAGUUAAUGAAGGAAAUAGCUGUAACAGCUUCAUCGGGAAAACAUGAUAAUGAGUUAAUAGGAAGAGCUGCAAUUACACUAAAGUCUAUUCCAGUUUCUGGCCUAACCGUUUGGUACAAUCUUGAGAAAGGAAGCAAGGGUCGAAGUCGAGGAUCACUUCUGGUGAAUCUGGCUUUGAGUGCCGAAAAGAACAAAAGUGUAGCCGUACAGGAGCAUAAGAAUUUGCUGAAACUACUGCUGAUGUACGAGCUGGAAACUUCGCAGGUGGCCAACUACUGGUGGAGCGGAAAGUUCAGUCCAAAUGCCGAACUAAUUCGAUCCCAGCAUGCUGCCCAGAGCGGGCUAACGCCCUUCGAUUGUGCUUUAAGUCAAUGGCAUGCCUACAGCACCAUCCAUGAAACACACAAACUGAAUUUCACCCUUUUCAACUCUAUUCUGGAUGUUGUGGUGCCAGUUAUCACCUAUAUGCAGAACGAUUCGGAGGACGUAAAAACAUUCUGGGAUGGUGUGAGACGGCUGCUGCCCUCGUGCUUCGCAGUUCUACGGAAAUUGAGGUCCAAGAACACUAGUGAUAAGAACAUAAUAAAGGCACUCAAUGUAGUGCUGGAUAUUCUUAAGAAGAUUAAGGAAUUGGAAGUGCCUGAAAGUGUAGACAUUUUCCCCAAAUCGGUAUACGGCUGGAUCCACACAAUCGAUACGGAUGAAUCGUGCAAUAUUGACACUGCCAUUAACGAUGCCAUCAAUACGGGUACCAAAGAAUGGCUGGAACAUAUAGUCGAGGGCAGCAGGCAAUCCAAAAAUAAUGAAACCGAUGACGAAAAGUUGCAAUACAUUAUAAAACUUAUACAAAUGGUACGCUCUGACCUCCAACGUGCAAUGGAAUACUUUGAUAAAAUAUUUUACCACAAAAUUCAGCUUAACUAUUCCGCAAUCCUUUAUUUAUUUUACGACUCAAAACUUGCUGAAAUUUGUAAAUCCAUUAUAAUAGAAGUGUGCAAUAACAUUAAGAGACUAGAUGUGCCGGACGAUCAAUUCGAAUAUCUGCCCAACCUGGAGAAUGUAAAUAUGGGUACUACAUUAUUCGAAGUUUAUUUAAUACUCAAGCGAUAUGUCACUCUGGGCGAAUCCCUGUGUUCCGAAAGCUUGGAAUUGGCCAACUUUUACCCCUGGUUCGAAAGGGGAGUUACUCACUGGCUCGAUAUCUCAAUAAUUAAGGCCUUAAGUCGUAUUCAAAAAGCAAUUGAUUUGGAUCAGCUAAAGGCUGUUGACGAAACAGUCAAAUAUAGUUCUUCGGCUGUAGAUACACUUUCAAUUUUCUAUCAAAUCAAGAUAUUUUGGCAACAACUUGACUGGCCAGAAGUCGAGGGAUCCUACAUAUUUGUGGCCAAAAUUGUCAAUGAUCUUUGUCGGUGCUGCAUUUUCUAUGCCCAACAGAUGUCUCGCAGAGUUGAAAACAUUAACAUUGGUGAUAAUAACAAAAAUUUCACUUUAUCCGAAGAGUGGUGCAUAGCUAUUAACAACAUGGAUUACAUUCGCCAGACUUUACCUUCAUUCAUAAAGGAACUCAGUAUUGAUGAUAUCAUUAAGAGAUUGGGAGAGUAUCGUUCAAACUUAGAGGCUGAACGCUGCGCCAGCACCAUAAAAACUGUAAUCGAAAACGCAUUAGACACUGAACGAAACCAGAUCGUUGAGCUCAUAGAGAUUGUGGCUAGAAAAAUGGCCCCGCCCAUUAAACGAUAUUUGGCCGAAGGUGCUGAGGUCCUGGCCAAGGACUCGAACUCUAUGGACCAGCUAAUGAUGUAUUUGGAGGCCUCGUUGACCACGCUCUAUGAUACUCUUAAUGAAAUUAACUUUCAAAGGAUAUUGGACGGCAUUUGGUCUGAGUUAUCAAUUAUAAUGUAUGACCUUAUACAAUCAAAUCUGGACAAACGUCGCCCACCAGCUUUCUUUCAAAAUUUAAACAACACUCUUCAGACAAUGAUGGAUUGUUUUAAAAUGGGCAACAUUGAAUCUUCGGACGUAAAGAUUUUGUCUACAAUUCAAAGUAGGCUAAGGCUUUAUUCCCUGGAAACAGCAGAUCUUAUCCAUCAGUAUUAUUUGGAGCGACUGGAAACGCAAAAGAGCCAAGAGUCGUCUCCCUAUGGACAACUUACUAUAACGGCUCAAUUAACUGAUUCUGGGUUGUUGUUAACUAUUUUAAACGCACGCAAUCUGCUGCCAAUGGAUUCGAAUGGCUCGGUCGAUUCAUUUGUUAAGGCUAGUUUCAUGCCCACAAGCAGAUUUAAUGAUAUAAUAACAGUGAAGACAAAUGUUCACAAUAAAAGUUGUUUUCCACUUUACGACCAGGAGUUUCGUAUAAACUUGACUGAACAGCAGCGAAAUGAUAAGAACAGCCUGAUUUUAUUCAGUGUCAAGGAUAAAGAUUUAUUUGGAAUGUCCAGCCAAUAUAUAGCAGAGUGCUAUAUCUCAUUCGAAGAUCUCGAGGCAACACCAGGCGAACAAAUAAUGAUGAAUUUAUCCAGACCGGAAUAUACAGAUUCCGAUUCAUUGCGAGCUCUGGAAUACAGAUUAGGUGAUAAGCAGGCCAAGGAUUUCCUUAAAAAAUUGAAAAACCGAUCCUUCUCUUAAAUUUGAAAUUGUUCACCAUACUAUGUUGUGAAAAAAGCAAUAAAUUAUAUUUUUUUACGGCUUUCAACUAAGAAAUAAAAAAUAACAAA
Molecule: messenger RNA, 3769 nt
Organism: Drosophila gunungcola (fruit fly)
Lineage: Eukaryota; Metazoa; Arthropoda; Insecta; Diptera; Drosophilidae
Gene: stac
Product: protein unc-13 homolog 4B
Exons: 15
Coding region: 234-3680 (1148 amino acids)
Source: RefSeq, a predicted model, not a curated record